UCUGUCUUUCCUUCCUUCCUUUCUUCCUUCCAUUCUUCUCAUCUUGUCCCCAAAUCGAUCUCUCUUAUCCUUCUUCUGGCAGCGAUUACUUGGAAUCUAGCUGCCGAGUAGAUCGAGAUCCCUCGUGUCGCGAAGAUGCCGGCGUGGUGGAAAGGGAAGUCUAAGUCCAAGUCGAAGUCGACCUCCAGUCCUCGAACGAAGGAGCUGGAGACGCCGCGGACGCCGCUGGAGACGCCGCGGACGCCGCUGGGGACGCUUGACGACCAGGAUGAGCUGGUGAAGCGCGGAAAUAAGGAGAAAGAUAGUAUCUUUGACGAGCUGGUCUCUAGGAAGAGUGGGGGUCAUCCGCUUGUCGGCGGCGGCGGCGGCGGCAGGGGAGUAGGUGGAGCUGGGACGGGAUUUAUGUUUGGUCACCCUCUGCCGCUUCCUUCCGAGAUCUCUUUGCAGGGCGUGCCGGCGGGGUUAGCAUCAUAUUCAGCGUCGGCGUCAAGUAACUGCUCCUCUGGGUCGUCGGAUGAAAGGCCGGAUCUUGCAUCCUAUAGGUACUUUGACCAUGUCAACUUAACGGGAGGCAGAAAUGAUGUGCAAAGGCACGAGCACGUGGCUGAAGACAGGCAAAUUUUCUCCCGCAGUCCAGUUUCAGAGCAUCCGGAUAGGGAAAAUGGUUAUCCUCAUGCCCAAACUUCCACAGAGACCAUAUUUAGUAGAAGGACUGCAAAUCCUUCCCCUGGUCUGAGAGGCUAUCGCUUUCCUACUUCACCUGUGCAUCCCAGUUCAUUUGGUUUAUUUCCAACGUCCCCAAACAGCUGGCAAGAUAAUUUACCCGGCCCACCUCAUCCUCUACCUCUUCCACCAAGUUCUCCCAGCAGUUCCCAUUCUCCAGCCUCCUCCUCUUCGCGCUCUCCGAAGACACAAUGGAAGAAAGGAAAAUUACUUGGCAGGGGUACUUUUGGUCAUGUCUAUCUUGGAUUCAACAGUGAAAGUGGGCAGAUGUGUGCUAUCAAGGAGGUUAAAGAUAUUUCUGAUGAUGCAAAUUCCAAAGAAUCUCUUAAACAACUAAAUCAGGAAAUAGCUUUGCUUAGUCAGCUCUCACAUCCCAAUAUUGUGCAAUACUACGGCAGUGAGCUGGUUGAAGACACACUAUCUGUCUUUCUUGAAUAUGUCUCUGGGGGUUCUAUGCACAAGAUACUUCAAGAAUAUGGUGCUUUUAGAGAAGCAUUGAUUCGCAACUACACAGCUCAAAUACUUUCUGGACUUGCCUACUUACACGGGAGAAAUACUGUACAUAGAGAUAUUAAAGGGGCAAACAUACUGGUAGAUCCUAAUGGUGAAAUCAAACUUGCUGAUUUUGGCAUGGCUAAACAUAUGGCUGCAUAUGCUUCAAUAAAAUCUUUCAAAGGAAGUCCUUACUGGAUGGCACCUGAGGUUAUCAUGAAUACCAGUGGUUAUGAUCUCUCAGUUGAUAUAUGGAGCCUGGGUUGUACAAUUAUUGAGAUGGCAACUUCCAAACCUCCAUGGAGCCAGUUUGAAGGGGUUGCUGCGAUAUUUAAAAUAGGCAAUAGUAAAGAUUUACCGGAAAUACCUGACCAUUUUUCUCCUGAAGGAAAGGAAUUCCUUAAGUUAUGCUUGCAGCGCGACCCAUCUGCACGCCCUUCAGCAGCUCUAUUGAUGCAUCACCCUUUUGUUAGAGACCAAGCAAUGACAAAGGCUCCUAAAUUUAAUUUGGUCAAAGAUGUGCCUCAUUAUAUCACCGAUGCAAGUCAAAUAACAGGCACUACUGAUUUUACUUCCAGUAGAAGCACUUCUCCUCUACCUGAUAGAGAUUAUAGCAUGAGACACUCAUCUGCAUUGCACUCGGCAUUGCCUUUUGCAUUGAAGAAUUCAAGGGAUUUACCAAGCAUGAGAAUGAACAUGUCUUUACCUGUCUCCCCCAGUUCGAGUCCAUUAAGGCAAUUCAAACAAUCUAACAGAAGUUGCUUGCCUUCUCCUCCCCAUCCGGCUUACUCUCCUCCUCAUCCAGCUUAUUCAGCCGGAGCAGCCAACUACAGCCCAGUCAAUUUGUCAUUCUAUCCAACUAGGUCGAGUAACAACCUCCCAGAUCCUUGGCUCGACUCAAACCUGUUAAAGGCUCCAACUCCCUAUGGAUCUCCUCGAAGAUUGAGCAUGGGUUUGUAAAUGUCAAUUCUGAUGAUCUCCAGUUCAAUGAGAACUUUUGCUUGCAGGAUCGAGCGGGUAAAAAACCUACUCUAUGCAAUGUUAAACCACACUAGUCUUGUAAAGCUUGCUUGCUACUCAAGCAGCAUCAUGGGCGCUCGGUCUUCCAUUGUGAUCUUCUAGGCUCGAAAUGAUAUUUUUUGCAUACUACCUUCA
Messenger RNA from Zingiber officinale, 2370 nucleotides. RefSeq names its product mitogen-activated protein kinase kinase kinase 3-like. The coding region runs from base 136 to 2175 and encodes 679 amino acids. Lineage: Eukaryota; Viridiplantae; Streptophyta; Magnoliopsida; Zingiberales; Zingiberaceae. Gene Ontology annotation, biological process: protein phosphorylation. The record is from RefSeq and is a predicted model, not a curated record. Gene Ontology annotation, molecular function: ATP binding; protein kinase activity. The transcript has 11 exons.